This is a messenger RNA of Entrophospora sp. SA101, 617 nucleotides long. Lineage: Eukaryota; Fungi; Glomeromycota; Glomeromycetes; Entrophosporales; Entrophosporaceae. The record is from the annotation of a GenBank genome assembly.
GAACUGGAAAAACUUCAACAAUAUUAGCUUUAGCUCAUGAAUUGUUUGGUCCAGAAUUAAUGAAAAGCUGUGUUUUGGAAUUGAAUGCAUCAGAUGAACAUGGAAUUCAAGUUAUUAGGGAAAAGGUAAAAAAUUUUGCAUGUGCAACAGUUACUGAUUCAUUGACACAUGAUGCUCAAACAGCUUUAAGACACAUAAUGGAAAACUAUUCUAGAGUCACUUGUUUCUGUUUGAUUUGUAAUUAUGUUAGCUGUAUAAUAGAACCAUUGACUUCUUGUUGUGCAAAAUUUCGAUUUAAACCACUGGAUAUUUCAAGUGCCAAAAAACAAAUUGAACAUAUUUGUGAAAAUGAAAAUAUUAAUUAUGAUCCCAAGGCUAUAGAUGAGAUUCUUAAGAUAUCUAAUGGUAAUUUGAGAAAAUCUAUAAUGUUUCUUCAAAGUGCAGCCAGAUUACAUCAAAAUGAAAGAAUUACUGCUGAUUCAAUUUUAGAAAUUGGAGGGGUUGUACCAGAUGAUAUUAUUGACAAAUUGAUUGAGACUGCUUAUAUGCCUAUAAAUGAUGAAUCAUUAAAUUUGAUAGAUAAUAUUAUGCAUCAGGAUUUUCUGCUGUUCAAAUAA